Molecule: messenger RNA, 564 nt
Organism: Phyllostomus hastatus (greater spear-nosed bat)
Lineage: Eukaryota; Metazoa; Chordata; Mammalia; Chiroptera; Phyllostomidae
Product: cytochrome b-c1 complex subunit 8
Exons: 4
Coding region: 159-461 (100 amino acids)
Biological process (GO): mitochondrial electron transport, ubiquinol to cytochrome c
Source: RefSeq, a predicted model, not a curated record
CCAGAACGGGGGCACCGGCGCCCCCCCGGCGACAGCGGGAAAUGGUAUGCCCCGGAAGUGGCCUCCCAGCCUCCUAGGCCGGCUUCCGGCUCCAGCGGAAGUGGCGAAAGGAAGCCGGUGGAUCCCGCGACUGUGUAGGGCGAGGCGCCGCCGCCACCAUGGGCCGCGAGUUCGGGAAGCUGUCCAGGGUGCGGCAUGUGAUCAGCUACAGCUUGUCGCCUUUCGAGCAACAGGCCUUCCCGCACUACUUCAGCAAAGGCGUCCCCAACAUGCUGCGCCGCAUUCAGGCGACCAUCCUUCGCGCCGCGCCGCGGGAGAGAGAGGGAAGGUGUGAUGACCCAGUUCCCCAGGUCGCCUAUCAAAUGGCGUUUGUGGCGUUUUACCUUCUUUACACGUGGGGGACCCAGGAGUUCGAGAGAUCCAGGAGGAAGAACCCAGCUGCCUAUGAAAAUGACAGCUGAGCCACCCGUCUGGAGGAUGGUUCCCUGUCUCCGACAGACCCUUCUCUGGGAGAGGAGUCCACACUGUAGUGUCUUGAAGACACAAUAAACUUCUUUCAGGUUG